UCUCAUCUGUUGAUGCGUGGUGCCGCUGUGGGUUCUUCAGAUUCCAGGGUGACAUGUUGACGGCGGUGCUAUUUGUCAUCAUUGUGGCCCUCUUGGUGUGGCUCUUUAAACGGGGUCCCCGCGACUAUGCGCCAAAUCCCUUCGCGGAGGACACCUGUAGGCCCCCGAAGCCUCUCGUGACGGACAAGGCAGCGAGAAAGAAGGUCCUCAAACAAAGUUUCACAGCCGAGAAAGUUCCAGAGAACUUGGAUGCAGUGGUGAUUGGCAGCGGCAUCGGAGGGCUUGGAGUCGCAGCCAUUUUGGCCAAGGCUGGCAAGCGAGUGCUGGUUCUGGAGCAGCACAGCCGAGCCGGCGGGUGCACCCACACCUUCAGUGACAAAGGCUUUGAGUUUGAUGUCGGCAUCCAUUACAUUGGCGAGCUACAGGAGCACCGGUCACUGCGGGUUUUGGCGGAUCAGCUUACAGAUGGACAGCUGCAGUGGGCUCCCUUGGACAACCCCUAUGAUGUCCUCGUGCUGGGCAGUCCAGACUCAAGGCGCGAUUACCCCAUUUAUAGUGGAGAGCGGCGCUUCCCAGACGAGCUGAAGAAACGCUUCCCAGAGGAGAGCACAGCCAUCGACAAGUUUAUGCAGCUGGUGCAGGUGGUUGGCCGUGAUGUGAGGUUCAUGGCGAUACUGAAGAUGAUACCCAAGCCGGCGGCAAAGUUCCUCAUCGGCACCGGACUCCUCAGAAUCCUCUCCCCGUUUUUUAAAAUGGCGCCCCGCAGUCUCGCUGAAGUUGUGGAGGAGCUCACAGCCAACAAGGAGCUGCAGGCGGCGUUCACGUACAUCUUUGGAACCUACGGAGUCAUUCCCAAAAAUGCAAGCUUCUCAUUACACGCCUUACUGAUUUCCCAUUACCUGGAAGGGGCCUGGUAUCCUCAAGGGGGCUCCAGUGAGAUUGCUUUCCAUCUCAUCCCUGUCAUCGAGAAGGCCGGCGGUGCAGUGCUUACCCGAGCGCCGGUGAGGCAGAUUCUGGUAAACGAAGCCAAGAAGGCGUAUGGUGUUUCUGUCCAAAAGGGCGAUGGCGAGGUCCAAGUGUAUGCACCCAUCGUGAUCUCCGACGCUGGCAUUUUCAACACUUAUGAGCGCCUGUUGCCCAAGGAAAUUCAAACAAUGCCACCUAUUCAGCAGCAGCUCGGCAUGAUGAACCAUGGCCAAGGGGGGCUCAGCAUUUUUGUCGGUCUGAAGGGCACAAAGGAGGAACUGGGGCUGAAGGCCUGCAACUACUGGCUUUACCCUGACAACAACAUCGAUGAGCUCACGGAAGCCUAUUACAGAUCAUCGAGGGAGGACGCUGCCAAGUUUUCUGCUUUUGUGUACAUCGCCUCACCUUCUGCUAAAGACCCCACGUGGGAGCAGCGAUACCCAGGAAAGUCCACCCUGACGAUGCUGACAUUUGUCAGCUUUGAUUGGUUCAAAGACUGGGAAAAGGAACAAGUUGGCCAGAGGGCAGCAGAGUACCAGAACCUUAAAGAGGCAUUCAUCCAAAGCCUUCUCAAUGCAGCCAUCGAUGUGUACCCCUUAAUAAAAGAUAAGAUUGAAUUUGUAGAUGCGGGGACCCCCCUCACCAAUCAACAUUACAUAGCAGCCCCGGGUGAAUAUUAUGGCUGUGAUCAUGACUUGGCCCGGUUCCGACCAGAGGUGUGUGCUGGGAUCCGUGCCAAGACGCCUGUGAAGAAUCUUUACUUGACAGGUCAGGACCUUUUCCUGUGCGGAUUUGCAGGCGCCCUGGCCGGUGCGCAGCUCUGUGCUUCGACCGUUCUCGGGCGUAACGUCAUCUGGGAUCUUGAACGGUUACGGAAGAAGCUGGAGAAGGAGAGCGAGAUGAAGAAGAUGAAGGCGGGCUGAGUGGCCCCCCGGCACCCGUUCCAUCUCUGCUGCUUUUUAUCAUUUUACGUCUUUUUUUUUUUUUCCUCUUCUGUGGAUCUCCUGUUUGACUUUGAUUGUUUUUUAUUUUCUCACCCCCCUGCUUCUUGGUUUGUCCAGGCUUUGCUCCCCCACGUGGUGCCAUCGCUCGCUUAUGUUUUGCUCCUGUGACGUUUUGUGGUCCUCCUGGCCCAGUUCAGGGUCAUUUUAAGCAGAGGGUCUGCCUGGUACUGACUUCCAAUUCCACACCCAACAAAAUGCCACCCCAUUGCCUCCUGCUUUCUCCCACUCUCAACUGAUAGGCACCACCAUUGGGCACAUAGCCUGUGGGUAUUCUUAAAACAGCAGUAUCUACAAGAUGGCAGCCGUCUGCCCCUGUAGGAGCUGCAAUGCAUAUGCAACGCAAUGACUUGAGUAAUUCAUUAGAAGAUGCUAAGAGGGGCAGAGCGCACGCCAGCUUUUUCUUCUUUUCCCAUAUCAUGUUAGUUUUAUUUACUUGGUUUUUAAGAAGCCAUUCCCUCCGAGGUUCUUUUAUGUUUCACCCACUUACAUAAAUGGUGACCGCCUGUAUCCACUUGGCAAUUCCUCAUUUCCGUCGGGCGCCGUCGAUCCUUGUUGGAAUUCCUCUGGACUGCAAGAACGCCAUCUUAGAGUCACCAGUUAGCCUGACCUGCAUGUCUCGGCCAUUUUAGGGGAUACAACACACCACGAGUGAAUACUCAAGUCAGGGAGAAAACAUGCACAUUCCACAGUGUAACCUGUAGGGGGGCGCCACCCGAGCCCCAAACUAACGCAGUCCCGGGGUUCAAAUAAACAUUU
This is a messenger RNA of Erpetoichthys calabaricus (reedfish), 2726 nucleotides long. RefSeq names its product all-trans-retinol 13,14-reductase-like. Lineage: Eukaryota; Metazoa; Chordata; Cladistia; Polypteriformes; Polypteridae. The record is from RefSeq and is a predicted model, not a curated record. Gene Ontology annotation, molecular function: oxidoreductase activity.